This is a messenger RNA of Hibiscus syriacus, 553 nucleotides long. Its product is annotated as LOB domain-containing protein 25-like. The transcript has 2 exons. Bases 33 to 542 code for a protein of 169 amino acids. NCBI's taxonomy places the organism in Eukaryota, Viridiplantae, Streptophyta, Magnoliopsida, Malvales, Malvaceae. The record is from RefSeq and is a predicted model, not a curated record.
UGCUUCACAUUAAACAAUGUACUCCUAAAAAAAUGGGUUUAGAAUCUGUUUCAAGAGUCAGAACCCAUCAACCAUGUGCUGCUUGUAGGAUGCUACGCAGGAGAUGCGACAGUAGUUGCAUUCUUGCCCCAUAUUUCUCAUGCGAUGAGAUUGACAAGUUCGCCAAGGUGCACAAGGUUUUCGGUGCUAGCAAUGUAAUCAAAAUGAUUCAGAUUGUGGAGGAAAGAAACAGGGAGGAUGCUGUGAAAGCGCUGGUGUAUGAAGCAACAGCGAGGAUCAGAGACCCUGUUUAUGGCAGCACCGGAGCUAUUUGCCAACUGCAAAAGAUGGUGCAAGAACUUACGAUGCAGCUUGAAUCAACGAAAGCUCGGGUGUUGGAGUUGAAGCAGCAAAAAGAUGAGUUUUUGGGCCUUCUUGUGAAUGUUAAUUAUCUUGAUCUCCUCUCCCCCGUUAAUGGAGGCAGCUUCUCAUUAAAUUACGAUGACUCUAUGGCAUAUGAUCUAGUCAAGUUCCCUGCAGAUUGCGAUAGCUGGAUCAUUUAAGGGUUAGAAAA